CCUGAGGUCCUCUGCCCAGCCGGUAUUUCCUGUUUCACAGCUGCUGAAAGCUGUUUGCUUUCUAAUACGAUAUGGAAAAAGGUCUAUCGCAAGGGAAAUUUUGAUAAGGAGGAACAACUAGUAAUGCCCUUGAGUGGGACUGAGACGUAGUACACAGGUGAGGGGCAGGCAUUUGCUAAAAGCAUGGCCAGUUUAUCAGUGACGCAGGGAGGGAAGCCAGAGGGUUAGGCCAGAGCCAGGAGGUGGGUGGGUGAGGUGUUUGCUCUAACUGGGGUUUCCUCUACUUCUCCUAGGAGCCAAGAAGCUCAUCAGUGGCUUUGGGCCAUUCUAAGAAAGUGGGGGAGACCAGUCUAUUCUUCCUUCCCCAAGUCAAGUUCUGUGUCUUUGCACACUAGGAAAACAGAGAAGGUCAGGGAAUUUAAAAUGUCUUCAUUCAUUACUCAUCUAUUCAGUAUAAAGGGCUGACUUUGUGCCCAGCACUAUGCUAGCCACUGCAGAUAAAGUUGUGGAAAAGGUUAGCUCGUGUCUUGUUACCACAAAAUUUACAUACUGGAGGCAAAUGGAAACAGGAAAGAGGCAGUGUGGUAACGGUUUUAAUGAGAAGGUAAGUGCAGGGAUCACAGAGAGAGGGUGCCUUCCGUGGCCCCCAGGCCUUAGGGGAAAAUGCCUAGGGCAACUGACAUCAGAAUUGGCAACAGAAAAGAACACUAGUUACCCAGAAGAGUGGGGAUGGUAAGUUCCAGGCAGAGAAAAUAAGGACAAAGUUCGGAGAAGACAUCAGAAUUGCCAACAGAAAAGAACACUAGUUAUCCAGAAGAGUGGGGAACUGACAUCAGAAUUGGCAACAGAAAAGAACACUAGUUAUCCAGAAGAGUGGGGAAGGUAAGUUCCAGGCAGAGAAAAUAAGGACAAAGUUCUAGAGGCAAGAGCAUGUGUGGUUGAUUAAAAGAACCAAGUUUAUUUUUUAAGAGCUCAGCCCCAGAGAUGGAGGGUGAUGAGGAGCUAGGCUAGAGAGGUUAGCAGGGCCUCACCUGAACUUCAUCUAAGAGCCAUCAAAGUACUUUUAAACAAGGGAGUGACAUCAUUGGAAAUAUACCCCUGGCCACAGUGUGGCAAAGGUGGAGUGAAGAGAAGCAUGUUAGGAACUUGAUAAUAAACCAGAUGAGAGAUAACACUGGAACAAGAGAGUGGCAGAGGGCCCCAGAGCAGUGGGCAGAUCUGGGUAGAGAAAUACUGGGGGCCUUGAUGCACGGUUGGUUACAAAGGGUGAGGGGUGAGCCCAAGACAGAAGCCAACAUUUAAAGCAAUGGGCAGAGUGGAAAAGAAGCCACAAGGAGAAUAACUGCAGGUGAGCAGGGAGUCCUAGAAGCCAAGAGCAUUUCGGGCCCACAGUGUCCAGUGCUUUGAGAGCAUGGUGCUGGGAGGAGGUCUGAGGAGUGAGGAUACAGUAGGAAAGCUGGGACUUGUGAAGACAGCAGCUGAUUUUAGGGGGCCAAAGAAUGUGUGGGAGGCAAGGAAAUGGGGCCAGCAGAUGUAGGUCAGGAGUGCAGCACCACAGAAAGAACAAGCCCAAAGGGAAAUGAGGUUGAGAGUUCUAAGCAUGAAAAUCUGAAACAUGAUACAACAAGAUCAAGUAAGGGGGAGAACUAGUAAAUACAGGACAGAGCUCCUGAUAAGGCAAGAGGGGAUGGGAUGAAAGCUUUGCGUGUGAUUUUUUCCUUCCCUUUGCACCUCUUUUCUUGUCCUUGGAGGGAAAUAAGCCCACCUGUGAAGGAGAGAACACCUUGGCCUUGCCUACUUUCAUUUCUCCUGGGGGAGCCUGCAGCUGGAUCAGACCGGCUGGGAUGCUCCCGGGGAACCCGUAGCGCCUGGCGUGCUCAACUUCGCCCACUAGAUGGCAGCUGUGAUUCACGGUAGCGCUCACGCUGGCUUCCCCUGUAGUUUUGACUUCUGGUUUUUGAGAUCUUGACUACCACUGAAUUCAACCUUUUUCUUUCUCCUUCUCAUUCAGAUGUUUUCAUUACAAAUUUGAAUGGGGGAGGUUAUACACUCGGGUAUCUAUAGGAACCCCACUAUGACAAAGUCCUCUGGGCAAUAAAUACAAACAAAACCCUUUCUCAACAAACAUAAUGAGCAGGACAAAAGGAAGCUGGAGAAGGGGACUGUCCACGAAGGAGGAUGCUACCAAGACAGGGAAGGAAUACGGAAGGCAAGGGUAGAGGAGCAGGUGGGAGUGCAAUUCAGGCGGAAGUGGACAGGCACGGGGAGUCUAGGAGGUGGUCGCUGGUCCCUGGAUUUUGGCAGAGGAAGGAAGGAGGCGGAGGCGGGAGGUGGCCUCCUCAGGAAGGCCAGCAGAUGAGGCCCAGAACCUGUAUGAAGACGAAUUAAACACCUGACGACAAUGGGAAAACACAGAUGCCAGUGCCCAACUCAUUCUCAUACUUACUCCCAAGCUCCCGGGCCUGCACCUUCUGGAAAAACGACAGAUUAUGCCUUUGAGAUGGCUGUUUCGAACAUUAGAUAUGGAGCAGGAGUUACAAAGGAAGUGGGAAUGGACCUACAAAACAUGGGCGCUAAAAACGUUUGUGUGAUGACAGAUAAGAACCUCUCCCAGCUCCCUCCUGCACAAAUAGUUAUGGAUUCCCUGGUGAAGCAUGGUAUACGCUUUAAGGUUUAUGAUAAUGUGAGAGUGGAACCAACCGAUAGAAGCUUCAUGGAAGCUAUUGAGUUUGCCAAAAAGGGAGCUUUUGAUGCCUACGUUGCUGUGGGUGGCGGCUCCACCAUGGACACCUGCAAAGCCGCUAAUCUGUAUGCGUCCAGCCCUCACUCUGAUUUCCUAGAUUACGUCAGUGUCCCCAUUGGGAAGGGGAGGCCUGUUUCCGUGCCUCUGAAGCCUCUGAUUGCAGUCCCAACUACUUCAGGAACUGGGAGUGAAACUACUGGAGUUGCCAUUUUUGACUAUGAGCCCUUGAAAGUAAAAACUGGCAUUGGUUCCAGAGCCAUCAAACCCACGCUGGGGCUGAUUGACCCUCUGCACACCCUGCAUAUGCCUGACCGGGUGGUCGCCAACAGUGGCUUCGAUGUGCUUUGCCAUGCCCUGGAGUCCUACACUGCCCUUCCCUACCACAUGCGGAGCCCCUGCCCUUCAAAUCCCAUCUUUCGGCCAGCCUACCAGGGCAGCAACCCAAUCAGUGACAUCUGGGCAGUCCACGCCUUGCGGAUCGUCGCUAAGUAUCUAAAGAGGGCUGUCAGAAAUCCUGAUGAUCUAGAAGCAAGGUCCAACAUGCACUUGGCAAGUGCUUUUGCUGGCAUUGGCUUUGGAAAUGCUGGUGUUCAUCUGUGCCAUGGAAUGUCUUACCCAAUUUCAGGCUUAGUGAAGACAUAUAAAGCAAAAGAUUAUAAUGUGGAUCACCCAUUGGUGCCUCAUGGCCUGUCUGUGGUGCUGACCUCCCCAGCCGUGUUCACUUUCACAGCACAGAUGUUUCCUGAGCGGCACCUGGAGACCGCAGAAAUAUUGGGAGCUGACACCCGCACUGCCAGGAUCGCAGAUGCUGGGCUUGUUUUAGCCGACACACUCCGGAAACUCUUAUUCGAUCUGGAUGUGGAUGAUGGCCUAGCUGCCAUUGGUUACUCCAAGGUUGAUAUCCCUGCAUUAGUAAAAGGAACGCUGCCCCAGGAAAGGGUUACCAAGCUUGCACCACGCCCUCAGUCAGAAGAGGAUCUGUCUGCCCUGUUUGAAGCUUCAAUGAAACUGUAUUAAUUUUUAUUUUCACCUAAAGAAUUAGCAUCAGCUCUCAUAGUUCUGAACUGAAAAGUUGGUCUAGCCAGAGUUUUGUCUUCUCAUCUCCAUACAUAACUUAUCUGUUACCAGUUUGAACGUGAUAAUGAAUUUAUCCUGCAGAAGACUCCAAGAUGCAUGAGGUCAAGCUAUUUCCAUAAUAUAGGCUAGAAAAAUGCCCCAAGUGUUGGACCCUGGUUUGUGUUCCUGCCCUACACUCUGCAGACCACCCCUGCUUCAUGUAUCAACUGGGUAAAAACUCAGUGUCUAUCAGAAGUUAUUAAUGCACAUUUUUGCCCAGUAAUCCAUGUCUAAAAAUUUAUACUAUAAAAGUACUCUCAUGAAUGUGUAAAGAAAUACAGCAAGGAUGUUUCUGGCAGCACUUUUUCUAAUAAAAUUUGAAAGAACCUAA
This is a messenger RNA of Artibeus jamaicensis (Jamaican fruit-eating bat), 4190 nucleotides long. RefSeq names its product alcohol dehydrogenase iron containing 1 (gene ADHFE1). The record is from RefSeq and is a predicted model, not a curated record. Gene Ontology annotation, cellular component: mitochondrion. Bases 2402 to 3760 code for a protein of 452 amino acids. Lineage: Eukaryota; Metazoa; Chordata; Mammalia; Chiroptera; Phyllostomidae. The transcript is spliced from 14 exons. Gene Ontology annotation, molecular function: metal ion binding; alcohol dehydrogenase (NAD+) activity.